Messenger RNA from Daphnia magna, 2587 nucleotides. Its product is annotated as organic cation transporter protein. The transcript has 10 exons. Gene Ontology annotation, biological process: transmembrane transport. Gene Ontology annotation, cellular component: membrane. Gene Ontology annotation, molecular function: transmembrane transporter activity. The record is from RefSeq and is a predicted model, not a curated record. The coding region runs from base 409 to 2556 and encodes 715 amino acids. Lineage: Eukaryota; Metazoa; Arthropoda; Branchiopoda; Diplostraca; Daphniidae.
ACCGUUGUGGAAGUCGUUAGUCGACCGAUGAAACUAGAUCGUAACACAUCGUGUGGCCCUCUCUCUCUCUCUCCCCUUUUUUCCUGGCCGUGUAUGUGUGUGUGUUUGUAAACACAAGCUCCUCCUUGUUGUGCAGGUGUUGUCCUUCUUGUGCCACGCGUCCGAAUGCCUUCUGUUGCUCCAAAAGAUAGUGGAGAAUCUCGUUCCAUUUAUCUGUCACUUUCCAGCACUUAAGAGUGAUUUUAUUUUAAGAAAACUGGGAAACUUUCUACCGCUCAUAGGUCCAUCUCAUCGACGAGACGACGACUUAUUUUAUUUUGUUUUAAUUAUUACCUUCCUUUUUUGUUGUUGUUGUUGUUCCUUUUCUAAGAAAUCAUUUAAAUUCAUUGUUUUGUGACAAAUAACGCGAUGGCGAAUCAUAAAUUAAAAUUCGGUGGUGUGGAUAAUUUAGCCUGGGUCAAUGAUGAAGACGAAGCGAAUUCGAGUUCGAAAGAUAUUCGACCUCAACAUUCGAAAAUUGGAGUGACGGUGAGUUCUCCGCCGGCACUGCGGAUCAUCGAUCAGUCGGGAUCGUUGAAGAAAAUCGCCGAUCAUCCAGACGACAAAUUGCCGCCCACUUUAUCAAAUGAAGACAACGAUCAGCUGAUGGAUUUCGAUGAUGUCCUGCCUUCCGUUGGCGAAUUUGGAACUUAUCAAAUCAUCCUGUUCUUUCUGACUGCGCCGUUCUGCUUCUUCCUGGCCUUUUCAUACUUCAGCCAGGUGUUUAUCACGCUCAUCGACGUUCACACGUGUCACGUCCCACAACUCAAUCAAUCAGGGCUCAACCUGACUCAAAAGAGAGCAAUUAGCAUCCCACUGGUGACGCAGACAGUGUUGGGCGGUCCUCCGGCCUUCGACAGUUGUACCAUGUACGAUGUCGAUUAUGAAUUAGUCCUGCGUGAGGGAUUGGUACCCAACGAGACGUGGCCGACGACCCCUUGCCGAAAUGGAUGGGAUUACGACCUGGAACAAAUUCGCUACCAUUCAGCCAUCACAGAAAACGAUUGGGUGUGUGAAAAGGCCGGUCACGCUCCCUUGGCGCAAGCUGUCUUCUUUUUGGGGAGUAUCGUCGGUGGCAUCGUGCUCGGUUACAUCGCUGACCGUUUCGGUCGCAUUCCUGCCCUCAUCCUGUGCAACUUGAUCGGUGCAUUGGCCGGCAUCAUUACCGCCGUCUCCAAGAGUUUCGGCUUGUUCACCUUUUCCCGUUUUCUAAUGGGCAUCGCCUUCGACAAUUCAUUCACGCUCAUGUACAUUCUCGUGCUGGAAUACGUGGGACCCACUUACCGGACGCUGGUGGCUAAUUUGUCCAUCGCUUUGUUUUACACGGCCGGCACGACUAUUUUGCCAUGGAUCGCUUGGGGCAUUAGCGAUUGGCGAAUGUUCAGUUUGGCCACUUCCAUUCCAAUGGCAUCGGCAAUCGCCGCUUACUGGAUCGUUCCCGAAAGUGCACGGUGGUUGCUGUCUCAAGGGCAAACUGACCGGGCCGUUUCCAUAUUGAGGACUUUCGCUCGCAUCAACAAGAAGCAGGUCGACGAGAGUGUCUACGAAAAUCUCAAGACUUCCACUGAAGAGGCUAUUCAGGCCAGCUCGAAGGAGCCCGCUCAAACGGUACUCGAUUUACUCCGGACGCCUCGGCUAAGACGGAAUACCAUCCUGCUGACGUUACUCUGGGCCUUGAUUGCUGUCGUUUACGAUGGUCACGCUCGUAACACGGCCAAUUUGGGAUUGAGUGUCUUUCUGACAUUCAGCGUGGCGUCCGUCACGGAACUUCCAGCCGAUUUGGUCCUGGUUUUCUUCCUGGACCGUUGGGGUCGCCGAGCUUUGGCCUUCGGUUCUCUCCUAUUUGCGGCCAUUUUCAGUUUGGCCACUUUGGCCGUCCCCAACAACCAAGCUGUUUUGACGGCCGUUUUGGCAAUCAUUGGCCGUUUUUGCGUCAACAUCACUUUCAACAUUGGCCUGCAAUAUGGCGCCGAGCUGAUACCGACGUCCGUUCGUGCCCAGGGCAUUGCUUACGUUCACAUUGCUGGUUACGUUGCGGCUAUCGUUUCACCCUACAUCGUCGAUCUCGCUAGAAUUAGUCCGAUUUUGCCACUUACCAUUCUCGGAUUGCUGGCCCUGAUUGGAGCUAUUGUUGGACUCAUGUUGCCCGAAACGCUGGGCGCCGUUCUGCCCGAAACGAUCGAGGACGGUGAAAACUUUGGCAAAGAUCAAACAUUCUGGGAUUUCCCAUGUUGUCAACGACCAGUGGAGAUCACACCUGAUUCGAGUUCGAUUGGCGAAUCACCUGCUGCAAGCGCCGAUACGACAGCAAUUAGUCCCAGGUUUGCCCGCGGUCCUGCUCACCGAGUUAAUUCUUUACGGGCAUCCAUCCGAGGCGAAGGCUUCCGCUCCAGCUUGUUGGCUCGUCAACGACGCCAAACGCACAAUGCUAACGAAAAUGAACCUGUUAGACAAACGACUUCGUUGUCGACCCAACCGAUCGACAAGAGAGCGUUAACUUCACAUGGAAAGCCCUGAGAGCCAUGUGUCAAUAUUAUUUUUUUUUUUU